AUGCCAGAUACUGCGGUCGGCCCGUGGGGUGUCCCUUUCCUGGGUUACGCGCCUUUCCUCAUCGGAGGUUGUAUCCACGAGAAACUCGAUCGCCUGAAGGAAAAAUACGGGGACAUCUUCUGCCUGAAUCUGGCCGGGAAAGACGUGGUGAUCAUGAGCGAAUGGCGCCUCAUUCGGGAUGCCUUCAACAGACAUGAACUCAAUGACAGAGCCGAUCUCCUCAUGUUUCGACAAUUCUCCGACGGCAACCACGGGAUCCUAGGUUCGUGUGGAAACCAGUGGCGUGAGAAUCGACGAUUCACCAUCUCCGUUUUGAGAGAUUUUGGACUCAGCAAGGCGCCCAAACUGAACGCGAUGAUCCAACAAGAAGUCCUGAAGCUCUGUGACCUCCUUCGACGAAACGAAGAUCCUCAAGACUUUCAGCAUCCAUUAAACUUAGCUAUUUUGAAUCUCAUCUGGAAAUUGACUGCAGGCAAGUUCAUUCGCAAGCAGUUCGAGCACGGCGACCUCCAACUGGACGGUCUCUUGGACUUGGUGUCGAAGGUCAAAGAUGAUGCUGUGAGUUUGGGACUCUUACAGAUCCUACCUGGACUACUUCACGUCUGGCCCCUUAAGGAGGUCGAGGAGCGCAAAAAAUUCGUCACAAGAGAGCCUCCGAAAGACUACAUCGAAGCGUACUUCCAGAAGAUGGACGAGUUUAAGCAAAAAGGGGAAUCUAAUCCUUAUUUCACAGAGUUGCAGCUCUGGGUGACCGUGGCAGAACUAUUUAUCGCUGGGAGCGAGACGACCUCGAGCGCGGUCCGAUGGUUCGUCCUCUUCCUCCUCCGACAUCCAAACAUGCAAGAGAAAAUCCAGUCAGAGGUGGACCGAGUUGUGGGAAAGGAGAGGAUUCCGUCUCUCGACGACAGGAACCAGUAUUGGAAAACACCGAAUGAAUUCAUACCAGAGAGAUUUUUGGAUGAAGAUGGAAACGUCAUGAGCAACUUACCCAGCCUCGUCCCUUUUGGAACCGGAAGGCGGCAGUGCAUCGGGGAAUCUCUGGCCAAGAUGGAGUUGUUUCUCUUCGUGGCAACUUUCAUGCAAAAGUUCACUUUCUGCGUUCCCCAAGGAUACCCGAUCCCUUCCGCAGAGGCCGAUGGGAGCUUCGUCAUCACCUCUCCUAAACCCUACAAAUUCCUUAUCAGGGAGAGACUUCAUACCUAGGAUAACAUGCACACAUAACGCACCUUUCGAAGAAACGAACAGACAAGAAUGUCCCUAUCUGCUUUUCUCAUCCUCCCGCUCCCCGAAUGCGAACUUACCCACCUUCACAAAUUAGUAAUCUCCAUAUCCAGUGAGGAAUUCACAAAUUCCUUAACCGCUUCGGUGAUUUGCCC
Messenger RNA from Darwinula stevensoni, 1376 nucleotides. Lineage: Eukaryota; Metazoa; Arthropoda; Ostracoda; Podocopida; Darwinulidae. The record is from the annotation of a GenBank genome assembly.